ACACAAAAUUAAUUUGAUCAUGAAUGUGUUGUCCUUUCUUCAUUCAAUAAAAAAAAAGAAAAAAAGAAAAGAAAGUUGUCCUUUCGCAUUCCCGCUUCAUUUUCUCUGCGUCUAGGGAUUUGCUUUUUUUUUUUUUUUUCCCUUCUGUAGCUACUUUCAUAUUCCAAUAAGCUAGCUUUAUCUCUCUUCUGGUUGUUUGAAGAAGAAGAAGAAGAUUCAAAAGAUUUUCUGGGUUUAGGGUUUCGGAGUCAUGACUGGAAAAUCAUCAGCUCGUUCGGACAAAUCGGGGAAGAACAAAAUCUCGUCGGUGGCUACUCCGACAAGAAGCAAUUUGUUUGCUCAAGAGGAGAUUUUAGCAACAAAACAUGAAAUUCUCAAGGAGAAUCAUGAGAAUCUGGAAAAAGAUUACAAAAGUCUAGAGGCAAGUUUUCAGCAGAUGAAUGAAAUGAACGAGAUAAUGAUGUUUCAUCAUCAGAACCAAAAUAAGGAACUCGAAGAGAAAAAUCUGAGCUUGCUCAAGGAUUUAGAGAAAGAGAGAAGCGAGAAGGAGGCCUAUAUGAAGGAAUUGAAGGCAAUGGAGAGUGAGAAGGAGGCCAUUAUCAAUGGUUUGAGUAUUAAGAAUCAGGAGCUUUUGUUUGCGAAAGAGAAAGACGAGGAGAAGCUGAAGGAGAUGAAGGGAAUGGAGAGUGAUAAAGAGGCCAUCAUCAAUGAUUUGCGUGUUAAGAAUCAGGAGCUUUUGAUUGCGAAAGAGAAAGCAGUGGAGAAGCUGAAGGAGAUAGUGAACAAGUAUGAUGAAUUAAAAGAGAGAUUUGAUGCGGCAAGCUCACAAUGUUCAUUUUUGAAAUCGCUCUUUGACGCUGAGAAUCUCACCAGUAUAGGAGCAAGCGAUGUGGCUUUCAAAAGUAUUGUGGUGGAUGAUCUUGAUGUGACUAUCAAGAAUGAGGUUAUUAUGGUGGAUGAUCUUGAUGUGACUAUCAAUAAUGAGGUUAUUGUGGUGGAUGAUCAUAAUGUGAAUAACACUGCAACAGAUACGAUUGUGAUCAUUGACGAGAGUGAUGCUGAAAAUGAUAAUCCUCCUCCAAGAGAGCGUAACAUAAUCCGUGAAAAGUCUGUUGAUGUAAAACAAGAACAACAAUCAGAUGGACCAACAUCAUCAAAAGUAAAUCAUCGAUUGUCAUCAUCGUCAUCAUCAUCAUCAUCAUCAUCAGAUGAAUAUGUAACAGUUCAGCUUCCCUUUAAAAGGUCCCGGGAUAUUUAUAACAAGUCUUGAACCUUUUUCGAUGCAGUGAACACGGAGCCAUAAGAAGUUGCUCACUCUUAAGUUAAGCUAGUUUAAGGUAUAUCUUAUUGAUCCUCCGGUGUAUUGUUUUUUGUUUUGUCCCGGAGGUUUAACUGUGUUUGGAAGAGCUAGAGCAAAAAAACGAUUAGUAUCUGAUUAGGUGAAUAUUUUGGCUGUAUGUUUUUUGUAAUGGGUAUAUGUUCAUAUUACUCGGCUUUAUAUAUCAAAUCGCAUCCAAAUCGAUUCACUAUGUGAGUUCUUUAGAUUGCUUUGAUUCUUGAGUCACUCCUCCAUACUUUAAAAACGCUAUUAGCAUUGUAUAAGUAUGAUUAGUAAUGAUUAUGAAACAGAGACAAUACGAGUCAUGAACAAAAGUUCAGCAACACUGGAAAUUUCAUCAGAAUCCAAACCAUUUAAAUAAAUAAUCAACUAUAAUCUAAUGUUUUUUUAAAAAAAAAAAUUAAAAUAAUUCUUAGAAAUAUAGUAAUUUAAACGCUUAUUUAAAUGGAUUCUUCCUCAUUCUCUCUACACUCACACUCCUAAAACUUCUUCAUCUUCUUCUCUCAAAUUCGUACGGAGCAAUUUCUUCGAUCUUCAUCGCUUUUGAUGAACACUGAAAUGGAAGAAGACGCAGGGAAUGGAGGAUUUCGGAAACGCAUGAGAGCAUCUGAUGAAGAUGGAAAAGGAGAUUCGAGAGAUGGAAUUAGUCUUGAUAAUACCAUUGAGAAUGAAGAAACUGACACGAAACUUGUUGCUUCUGAUGAGAUGGAACUUAACAUUGCUCAAAUUCUCGAUAAGAUUGAGAGCUUCACACAAACUGUUUCUAACUUGCUGGAAACUGGGAAGACAAUGUUUAAGGAACUCAGUAACGAAUUCGAAGAACGCUUGAUCAUGAUACACAAGGAACAUGUUGAGAAAUGGCAGGAGGAGAUCAAGGAAUUGCGUUUGCUUGAUGCAUCAAACGAGGAGACUACUUCCCUCUUACACAACGCUCGCUAUCUGAUUCAGAAUCCUAGCAUCGAGCAAUGAGGUAAACAGUCUAAAACCCUAUCAAGAAGUACUAUCAGCCAUUACUAAGAACAGAUUAUCUUCUGUCGUCCAAUGGUGUAAGAAGUCCUAUAUAUUACUUUAGAUCAACAUAUGGUUGGUUUGGGAAUUUUAGAUUUGCACAAUUUCAAAAACUA
This is a messenger RNA of Arabidopsis lyrata subsp. lyrata, 2463 nucleotides long. RefSeq lists its product as uncharacterized. Lineage: Eukaryota; Viridiplantae; Streptophyta; Magnoliopsida; Brassicales; Brassicaceae. Bases 251 to 1270 code for a protein of 339 amino acids. The transcript has 7 exons. The record is from RefSeq and is a predicted model, not a curated record.